GCUACUGAGGAAAACCCUGCUUCGCAAACCGCCACUGUAGGCGUUUGGAUUGAUGCAGGUUCGCGUGCCGAGAAUGUGAAGAAUAAUGGAUCCGCCCAUUUCCUGGAACACAUGGCUUUCAAGGGCACGAAUCGACGUACGCAACGUGAUCUUGAACUACAAAUCGAAAACAUGGGUGGCCAUUUGAACGCUUAUACCUCGCGCGAACAAACACACGACGUACCGCAAGCGGUCGACAUUCUAUCCGACAUUUUACAAAACUCCCGUCUAGAUCCAGGUGCCAUUGAACGUGAACGUGACGUUAUCUUGCGCGAACAAGAAGAAGUGGAAAAGCAAAUGGAGGAAGUUGUGUUUGACCAUUUGCACGCCACAGCCUUUCAAAAGGAGCCGCUCGGUCUGACCAUCUUAGGCCCCAAAGAAAACAUUCAAUCAUUGACGCGUAACGACUUGUCUUCAUAUAUCAAAACCAAUUAUACUGGCGAACGAAUGCUUUUGGUGGGCACUAAUGAUUCCAAAGCGAAGCACCCAACUAUUGGUCUUUAAAGACGCAUUGAAGUUUUUGUUCGUUUGGAAGGUAGUUAUUUAUCGCAUGAUACUCGAGGACUACAUUUGAUGCAUAGGCAACAGUUACACUAAUAAUUAAUUGUUAAAUCUGUUAUAUAGAAUCAACUACUGAGCAUGGUUGCAAGUAUCGAUAGAAAUACCAACAAGGACGCUCUUCGUGGCAUAGUAAAAGUCACGGACAACGGCAACAACUCCUUAAAGAUUCCGCCAGUGCUUAUAACAAUCCCAAAAUCUCGUAAACGAGCAUAUCAUCAAGCAAACCAC
Zychaea mexicana is the source of this 828-nucleotide messenger RNA. Its product is annotated as Metalloenzyme, LuxS/M16 peptidase-like protein. Gene Ontology annotation, molecular function: metal ion binding; metalloendopeptidase activity. The coding region runs from base 112 to 543 and encodes 143 amino acids. The record is from RefSeq and is a predicted model, not a curated record. Gene Ontology annotation, cellular component: mitochondrion. NCBI's taxonomy places the organism in Eukaryota, Fungi, Mucoromycota, Mucoromycetes, Mucorales, Lichtheimiaceae. The transcript is spliced from 3 exons.